AUGCAGCCUUGGCUUUAUAGUACCUCCACCGCUUCACUUCGUCUGGCCGUCGUCUUUUGGACUUCAGCGUUCAUUCCUUACUGUCUCUCUGCUCCCUCUGAGAAACCUUGUGUUGUACUUUGCGCGAGGAACAACAAUCCAGCUUCCGAAGACGGUCUGCCAUUAUCAACCAGAUCCUUCAUAGACAACACCUACCUUCCAGCCCAGAUUGGCGGCAUAGUCGGAGCAUACGCCUUCUCACUUAUCGUUGUUGCCGCUACUCUCUUGCUGCUUGCAAAGAAGCGUCGCGAGCAUCUUCGGGCCGCUGACGAGGACUUGGAAGAGAUAAAGUACGACUUUGCCUUGCCAAACGGAUUACCAGCCGAUCCUCCACAGCCAUUGGUUUUCACUCCCACAACUCCAAGGUCGCCUAUCAGAAAUUUCUCCUAUCCAGCAAACGCUGAGCAUCAGGAGCCGAGUCCCUACGUUUUUCCCUCACCGGUUUCUUCGACUGUAGCUCUUGGUGUCAAUCCUCUUGUUGACCAGAACGUGGUCGCAGCUGAUCGCGAAAUGGCGCAACAACAGUUGGAGGAAAUGUAUAAAUAUGUCAUGGAGCAGGAUGAAGCAAAGCAGGCUGGUGUUGUUCUUCAAGGACCCCCCGCUCCUAUUUUGAAGUCACCCCCAACGCCUUCUUCCCAAAAGUCGGGCUUCUUGCGCAAAGGGAAGAAGCCGGCAAAUCUCGAGCUCAACGGCGCCGAGGAAAAACCCCAGUCGCGUGCUUCGUCCAUCCUCUCGGCUCUUAAGUCGCCGCGUGGAAAGAAGUCAUCAGUCAGGGCUAUCAGCAUCUCAUCCCCCAUCAUGACACCAAUGUCUGGCACGUUUCCUAGGCACGAGGAGGCAGAGAUGGAGUCAAUUCCUCCCCGACACUACGCACCCGCACCGCCUCCUCCGGUACCAACGGAUCAGUAUCCCUUUGUAUCGCAAAGGAUGACGCGGCCGGUUGAGCCCCUCACGCCACCAGACAUGUCCCCUGAGAGUACUAUGAGCAUCGAUGAAAGGAUCGGAUCUGAAUUCGGUCACAUGCGCAACACAUCAGAAUUGACCGCUGAGGGCGACCCCUACUCUGCAGUAUCAGAAAAGUCAACCACGCCUCUUGUGGGCUUGCCAUCGUCGCCGAAGCCUAGUCAGACACGAUUUCCAUCUCUUCCAUCCUCACCUAAACCAGGAGCCACAUUUUCAAGGGCCAAUGCACCUUCAGCGAUUCGUACCGGUGGUUCGCUACCCCUUCGAGCGUACGAGCCAUCGUUGGCUUCGCCUUCCACCCAGACAACCAAGCAGACUGUCUUUGAGAGGGCACCACUUUCGCCGUCGGCUCUGAGGACGCCUUUUACUGGUGCCGCUCUACCUUACUCGCCAUAUCAGCCGUACACCCCUGUCGUCCCCAUGACCCCAUCUCUGGUCACCAAGGCUGACCGAAAGAGGAUGAAGGCCUUGCAGCCAAAGACACCAACACUGCAAAUGGUCAAGAACGAGGACGAAAUUUGGUGA
This is a messenger RNA of Pestalotiopsis fici W106-1, 1527 nucleotides long. RefSeq lists its product as uncharacterized. The coding region runs from base 1 to 1527 and encodes 508 amino acids. The record is from RefSeq and is a predicted model, not a curated record. Lineage: Eukaryota; Fungi; Ascomycota; Sordariomycetes; Amphisphaeriales; Sporocadaceae. The transcript has a single exon.